Messenger RNA from Dacryopinax primogenitus, 3867 nucleotides. Its product is annotated as TPR-like protein. The transcript has 6 exons. Bases 22 to 3867 code for a protein of 1281 amino acids. Gene Ontology annotation, molecular function: protein binding. The record is from RefSeq and is a predicted model, not a curated record. Lineage: Eukaryota; Fungi; Basidiomycota; Dacrymycetes; Dacrymycetales; Dacrymycetaceae.
CACCACCGGCUAAUCGACACCAUGGAUGCCGGGCAGGCUAGUGGAUCUGAUCGAUCGCGGGAUCCCCUUCGGGCAAGGCUCUCCCGGUUCACUUCAGCCCUAUCCUAUGGAAUACCAGCAGAUGAAGUCAAGCAAAAACUCGAAAACAUGGCAACCAAAGCCGCAGGGAUCUCUGAUAUUCUAGAACAUCAAGAGCAGCGAUGUGAAGAGCUGGAGGAGAAGGCGACUUUCAUUCGGGUACAGGUACUGGAACGGAUGUCGCUCACCGCAAUGGCAGGUAUGGAGGCUGCGGUGCUACAUGAACUUUCAGAAGCGAUGAACGACGUGUACAAACUUGUGCAAAAGCGCAAACGUCCUUUUACGCGGUAUCAACAGCUGACUCGACCGGACAUAAGCGCUCUCGGGGAGAAACUUGAAUUCCUAAUGACCAAAUUUUCCGUAGUAGCCGUUGUCAAUCUGCGCGAGAGGGUAAAUGAUCAUGAUGGACGGUUGAUCAAGCUGGAGCGACAGAGGGCCGGAUUGCUCGUCUACCAAGUUCCCACCGAUCUGCCCUUGGUGGAAAUCCCACCCAAGCCCGCUGUCUUCCACGGACGAGACCAACUAGUCCAAUCGAUCGUGCAGCAUCUCUGCGAGAAUGAGAGCUGUCAUAUACCCAUCCUCGGCCCAGGAGGCAUCGGUAAGACCUCCUUAGCUGCUGCUGUACUGAACGAUGAUCGGAUCAAAACCAAAUUUGGCGCCAACCGGAUCUUCAUCAGCUGUGAGGGAGUAACAACUUGCGAUGGGAUCGUCAGCAUGCUGGUGGCCAGUCUGCGCUUGCAGCACGAUACAAGUCCACGGCGGGCUCUUCUUGCCUACCUCCAGUCCCUCGAGCAUGGCAUCCUCGUCCUCGACAACGCCGAGACCGUGUUGGACUCCGAAGAUCGCGCGAAUGUAGAGAAUUGGCUGGGGACGAUUGCAGGAGAAUCGCGCGUCUCCCUGAUGAUCACCAUGCGAAACUCGAACCUGCCGAUGACUGUCCGAUGGGUGGAGAUCUGCUGCGAUCCUCUUCUACCGCUCUCACAGUCGUCAUCCCGCCAGAUGUGGCUUUCUCUCACAUCAAGUGAGGACGCCGAACUCGAUACGCUCCUAACCAUGCUCGACGGCUUACCGAUCGCAAUCACCCUGAUGGCUGCUCUGGCGCGAGGAUCGACACCAUCGGAGUUGAUCGAGUGGUACAAAGCUGAAAGGUCGUCACUACUCAGCACUGGAGGAACAACGCGAUUAACGAGUCUGGAAAUUUCCAUCCGCGUGUCGCUGAACUCUCGUACCAUGAUCAACAGUCCACUAGCCGCCGAAAUGCUCUCGAUACUGUGCUUGCUGCCGGACGGAAUGCAGAUUUCUACGUUUCCGAAAGCCCUUCCCUCGAUCGACAGCCCAAGGUCAAACGCGCUGGUGCUGGUGAAGACCGGGCUGGCUUUACGCGAGAAGGGUCGGAUUCGAUGCCUCUCCCCAAUCCGAGAGUUCAUUCUCCAACAUAGCUCUCCUUCCAAACUGUACCUGGCGGACUUGCGUCUGUUCUUCAUGGAGAGGACGGAGGCAGUAGAUGACCUCGGCGGUGAAAAGUCUCGUGAAGCAAUUGCGCAGUUCUCGUCCGACUUCAGCAACAUUCUUUCGGUACUCCGGCACUUAUGGACCGAACGUGCUGAACAGUCCAUGACGGAUAAGCUGAAGAAAGACCUGACGGAGUCCACGUUCAACCUUGCCUCUUUUUCUCAAUUCGCACGUCUGGGAGAUUGCAUGGAAAUUCUCGAAUUUGCCCUUCCACAGUUCGACAAGGAAGAUGAUAAAGCAAGCUCGGCACUUUGCUUCCAGACGAUCGGGAACAUCUUGGCAACGGGGAAUGAAUAUCAGAGAGCGAUAGAGAGAUAUCAAGAGGCCAGAAUCAAGUAUCAGGAUAUUGGAGAUCGCUUUGGCAUUGUUGAUUGCAAGCAGAGUAUCGGCGAUAUCCUGAGAAUGCAGAGCAAGUACGAAGAUGCCACUGCGAUCCUGGAGGAGGCAAGGACGGAAUCCCGAACAAUUGGAUCCCGCUUCUUGGCCGCUCAAUGCACAAAGAGCAUCGGUCAUGUCUUGUGGAUGCAGGACCGGUAUGAAGAAGCAAGUGCCGCACUGCACGAAGCAAGAGCGGAAUUUCAAACUAUUGAAGACCGUCAUAGUACAGCACAGUGUACUCGGAGCAUUGGCGAGAUCUUGCAGAUGCAACACAGGUGGAAAGAGGCGAUGGCCAUCCUGGAGGAGGCAAAGACUGUAUUUGUGGCGAUCGGAGAUCCCGUCGGCACAGCUCAGUGUGCACGGACCAUUGGUGAGGUCCUUCGAAUGGAGGCAAAAUACGAGGAGGCGACCGUGGCUAUAGGCAAGGCAAAAGAAGACUUUCGAGCGAUCCGAGACCGCUUGGGCAUAGCUCAGUGUACACAAGCCCUCGCUGACAUCUUGGGGGACCAAGCUAGGUACCGGGAGGCGGGAGCAAACUUGAAUGAGGCAAGAACUGAAUUCGGAGCGUGCGGCUCACGCCUGGGCAUUGCUCAGUGCACCCUUGGCUUUGGGGAGAUCCUGUCGUUACAGCAGAAUUACAAGGAGGCGGCUGCGAGGGUGGAGCACGCAAAGGUAGAAUUCCAAGCCAUGGGGAAUCGAAACGGCGUGGCUCGAUGUCUGUUGAGUCUCGGAAAGAUCUUGUACAUGCAGAACCAGUACGGAGAGGCUGCGUCAAGGUUCGAAGAAGCAAGGACGGAAUUCGGAGCGACUGGUUCCUGUCUCGGCACCGCUUGGUGUACACAGAGCAUUGGGGAGGUCCUGGGCAUCCAGUCCAAUCAUGAGGGUGCAAUCGUAAAUCUUGAAGAGGCGAAGGUGGUAUUCGAAUCUAUUGGAUACCGUCUGGGUAUCGCUCAGUGCCUGCGGAGUAUCGGAGAUCUUCUGAGGAUGCAGGCCAGAUACGAAGAGGCGACUGCGAACGUGGAGAAGGCAGAAGUAGGAUUCCGAGCCAUUCGAGACCGCUUGGGCUCCGCUCAGUGUAGGCAAAGCAUUGGCGACAUCCAAAGCAUGCAAGACAAAGAUGAAGAUGCCACCAGAAGGCUAGAGCAAGCCAAAACAGAGUUCCAGGCAAUCGGAUACCGCCUCGGCAUAGCUCAGUGCCUGCAAAGUCUUGGGGUGAUCCUACGGCGUAAGAAUAAGUGCGAGGAGGGGCUUGAAUUGCUCGAGGAGGCAAGGAAAGAAUUCCGAGAGAUGGGAAACCGCCUUGGAAGGGCUCAAUCCACACUCGGCAUCGGUGAUAUCCUGAGUAUUCAAGAAAAAUACGACGAGGCUAUUGUGAGCUUCGAGGAAGCAGAAACGGAUUUCCGAGCGAUAGGAUCCCGCCGAGGCAUGGCGCAGUGCAGCAAGAGUAUAGCGACUGUCCUAGGAAUGCAGGGAAAGUACGAAGAGGCGACUGCGACCUUGACGAAGACAAGGACGGAAUUCCGGGAGCUUGGGUCUCGCUUGAGCACAGCUCAGUGUACACAAGCCAUCGGCGAGAUCAUGUGCAUCCAGAAGAUGUACGAGGAGGCGAUAACGACACUAGAGGAUGCAAAAGAGGAAUUCCAGGAGAUUGGAUCCUCUAGAAGCGCUGCAUUGUGCGCAAAGAGCAUCGGGGAGAUGCUCGGUUGGCAGGGUAAGUACGAAGAAGCGCUCGAGAGCCUCUGGGAAGCGAAGACAGAAUAUAAAAGCAUCGGAGACCGUCUAGCUGCUGCUCAGUGUGGGAAGAUCAUUCGCAAGAUUCUGCGAUUGCAAGCGCAGGACGAGGAGUCGCCGAAUCGGAGUUCUCGACGAGGCGAAAACGGGGUUUCCGGAGAUGAAUGA